This is a messenger RNA of Argentina anserina (silverweed cinquefoil), 1190 nucleotides long. RefSeq names its product NDR1/HIN1-like protein 26. Gene Ontology annotation, cellular component: plasmodesma; plasma membrane. The record is from RefSeq and is a predicted model, not a curated record. Lineage: Eukaryota; Viridiplantae; Streptophyta; Magnoliopsida; Rosales; Rosaceae. The transcript has a single exon. Gene Ontology annotation, biological process: defense response to other organism. Bases 197 to 835 code for a protein of 212 amino acids.
GCACAAGCAAACAUCAAGAAGAAGCUGCCAGUCAAAAGUAGCAAGGAGCAAAAAAACAUUGCAGCUUUCAGCAGCUUCUGCUUCCUUUACAUAUAUAUAGCCCCAUCACCUCCCCCUCCCCUUAUUGCUUAGCCCUCUCAGCCUCUUCUCAUCUCUCUCUCACUUUCGAAUUCUCUCACCUCUCUUCCUUGAGCAAAUGUCUCAAGCCCUCUCGAAAUCUCCUAAACACUGCGGAGAUAAACAAGGACUGAGAAUUAAGAAGCACUACAAGAAGAUAUAUGCAGUAUUCUCCACACUUUCCACAGCAAUCAUCUGUUUAAUAUUUGUCGUCUGGCUUAUUCUACACCCCACAAAGCCUCAGUUCUCUCUCAAAGAAGCUGAUAUCUACCUGCUCAACCUCUCUGGAAGCAAUAACCUCCUCAACUCAUCCGUCCAACUCACCCUGCUUUCCAAGAACCCCAAUCAAAAAGUUGGCAUUUACUACGACGAGCUACAAGUCUAUGCUCAGUACAAAGGCCAACAGAUCACAGUGUACACAUCUCUGCCUCCUUUCUACCAAGGGCAUGAAGACAGCAAUCUUUUGACAGUUUCUUUGAUCGGCAAUGGUCUGCCUGUGGCUCCCUCUUUCGGUUAUGAAGUUGGUCGUGAUCAGACGGCUGGGAGAUUGAUUUUGAAUAUCAAAGUGCUCGGACGACUAAGGUGGAAGGUAGGAACUUGGGUGUCCGGGAGAUACAGAGUGAACGUGGAUUGCGUUGCUGUUAUGGCUUUCGGCCCUUCUCUCCCAUCAGGGCCACUCAGUACUAGGCAGGGGACUCGGUGUUCUACCACUGUCUGAACUGCUAUUACUAACAUAAAACACAGUGAUUGACUAGCUUACUUUGCUGCCUAGAUUGAGUCGUUAAUUUUGCUUGUACUUGUCUGAAUUUCAUUGCUUGGUAUUGAGGUGUGUUAUGCAGAUUGAAAAUAAUAGGACUUAAUGGAAUGAUCUGUACAUAGGUGAGAAUGAAAACCGUGUUUGUAGCUUGUAUUGUGAUCUUAAUUAUCUUCAUUUCUAGCAAUAGAAAGCGGGUGAAGAAAAGCUUGGUGUUGUUCAUGUUCUUGUAGAUUAUUUUCCAGUAAUGGAGAAGACAAGGAUGAAGAUUGAAAGAUGAGCGUUGUGGGUGUUCAUCACCUUUUCCUAGUAAGGUUGU